Messenger RNA from Nymphaea colorata (pocket water lily), 1372 nucleotides. Its product is annotated as spermidine synthase-like. Bases 160 to 1098 code for a protein of 312 amino acids. Gene Ontology annotation, biological process: spermidine biosynthetic process. Gene Ontology annotation, molecular function: spermidine synthase activity. Gene Ontology annotation, cellular component: cytosol. The record is from RefSeq and is a predicted model, not a curated record. NCBI's taxonomy places the organism in Eukaryota, Viridiplantae, Streptophyta, Magnoliopsida, Nymphaeales, Nymphaeaceae. The transcript is spliced from 9 exons.
CUCUAGCGGCCCCUUUAAAGCUGAGGCGUUGGGAUGAGGUCCUCCCAUGAUUUUGUGAAUCAUUGCCUUGCUCUGUUCCUGUGCUCGCACUCUCUCUCUCUCUAUACCUCUCUCUGAGGAAGAAGAAAGAAGAGAGCAUCCUCAACUGAAGGGGCAGUGAUGGCUGGGGCAGUGAACUCGUCCUCUGAUGGCUCUGUUGCCCAGAACGGCAUCAACACCAUCGUCCAGGGAUGGUUCUCUGAAAUGAGCCCCAUGUGGCCAGGAGAAGCACAUUCCUUAAAGAUAGAGGAAAUCAUUUUCCAAGGGAAAUCUGACUAUCAGGACGUCAUUGUGUUCAAGUCGUCAACAUACGGGAAGGUACUUGUUUUGGAUGGGGUGAUCCAGGUGACUGAGAGAGACGAGUGUGCAUACCAAGAAAUGAUAACGCACCUUCCACUCUGCUCCAUUCCAAAUCCUAGAAAGGUGUUGGUCAUUGGGGGAGGUGAUGGUGGUGUUCUAAGGGAAGUGGCGCGCCAUACUUCUGUUGAACAAAUUGAUCUAUGUGAAAUUGACUCUAUGGUUGUGGAAGUUUCCAAGAAAUAUUUCCCUAGCCUAGCUGUGGGAUUCGAAGAUCCUCGUGUUAAUCUCCACAUUGGUGAUGGAGUUGCUUUCCUGAAAUCCGUCACUGAGGGCACAUAUGAUGCAGUUAUUGUUGAUUCUUCUGAUCCUAUAGGGCCUGCUGAAGAACUUUUCAAGAAGCCCUUCUUUGAAUUGGUUGCUAGAGCACUUCGCCCAGGAGGAGUGGUGUGCACACAGGCAGAAAGUAUUUGGCUGCACAUGCACAUAAUAGAAGACAUCGUCAAAAAUUGCCGUCAGAUAUUCAAAGGCUCAGUCAACUAUGCAUGGACUACAGUACCAACAUAUCCGAGUGGUGUUAUUGGGUUCAUGCUCUGUUCAACUGAGGGUCCAGCUGUUGAUUUUCGCCACCCUGUGAACCCUAUUGAUGCACAAGAAAGUCAAUGCGAUCGUCCUUUGAAAUUUUACAACUCUGAGAUUCAUUCGGCCGCUUUCUGCUUGCCAUCUUUCGCAAGGAAAGUAAUUGAGUCCAGCUCUAAGUAGUCAGAUCCAGAGGAAACCUGCUUUGUCCACCAAGCUGUUCGAUGCUGCAACUUGUUCCAUUCUGAGGCAAUUUGAUAGAAGCUAGAAGAAUUUUCUGUGCGAACCAUAUGCAGUGCUGACGUGAGAAUAUUGUUGGUGCAAUGUCUUAAAAACACUAUUUCCAUUGAAAUUUCGAGGGCAUGAGAUCUUCAGCAAUAAACAUUUCGAUGAUUUUUUUUCCCUGCUUGUUAUGAAAAUUUAAUGCUUAAGUUAGAAAUGAGAGCUUUGUUUUGCA